AGCUCUGACAGCGACACUCCUCCCUCUGCCCUCCUCCUCCAGCUAUUUGCCAGCCGCCCUCGACGACAGACAGACAGCCGCUCGCCGACCUGCUGCUGCGCGGAACCCCGUCGUCUCCCUCCGAGCACCGGCGUCGUUUAUUCCACCUGCGCGGGACUUUCACAGACCGGCCAGCGAGUUCGGUCGCGUCUUUUUCUUUUGCUUUCGGGGGGGGAAUUUAAGUCUUUGCGAGCUUUGUUCUCAAAUUGCCCUUCAAGACAUAUGGAGAAAAUGGCCAGACCUCUUCCUAUAAACCCAACUUUUCUGCCGCCGACUCACGGCGUGCUGAAAUCCCUGCUGGAGAAUCCGCUGAAGCUGCCUUUCCACCACGAUGAAGGAUUCGGGAAGGACAAGGAGAAAGAGAAGAAGCUGGACGAUGAGAGCAGCGCAGCCAGCCAUCCACAGUCGGCCUUCCUCGGCCCGACCCUCUGGGACAAGACCCUGCCCUACGAUGGGGACAACUUUCAGCUGGAGUACAUGGACCUGGAGGAGUUCCUGUCGGAAAACGGCAUCCCCGCCAACACAGCCCAGAGCGACCAGGCCCCGCAGACGGCACAGCCGCCGCAGGCCCCGCUGCAGCAGGCCCCGCCACCUGCCCCGCCCACACCCUCCGUGGUUGACCUCAGCAGCCGCGCCACCACAUCAGUUCACACGGGCAUGGCGCCUCAGACCUGCCUCCACAGCCCCAGCACAGCGGCACUGCCCUCAGCCCGCGACACCCCCAGCCCCAUCGACCCAGAGUCCAUUCAGGUGCCUGUGACCUACGAGCCCGACCCAGCAGACCUGGCUCUGUCCAGCGUGCCGGGCCAGGAGAUGUUUGAUCCGAGGAAACGCAAGUUCUCUGCCGAAGAGCUGAAGCCGCAGCCGAUGAUCAAAAAAGCCCGCAAGGUCUUCAUCCCCGAAGACCUGAAGGAUGAUAAGUACUGGGCCCGGCGCAGAAAGAACAACGUGGCAGCCAAGCGGUCAAGGGAUGCCCGGAGGCUGAAGGAGAACCAGAUUGCCAUCCGCGCCUCUUUCCUGGAGAAGGAGAACGCCGCUCUCCGCAUGGAGGUAGCGGACUUGAGGAAGGAGCUGGGCCGCUGCAAGAACAUUCUGGCUAAAUACGAGGCCCGGCACGGGCCCCUGUGAGCCCUCAAAUCCCCACCCUGCCCAUCCAGCACCACCACCAUACCCCCUCCUUCCACCUGACACCCAGUCUACUCCCCAGACCUCCCUUCCCCUCAAGUUUGAAGGACAAUGUGUCUCUUUUGGUGGCACUGAAUUUUUUCCCCCCCCAGUACCCCUGCACCUUGACCCCCUUCUCCUCCCACACCAACACACACCUGUAUGAUUCUGGUAUUUUUGACUUCUGUCAUAAGCUUCAAUUUGUCUGUACCUUCUUUUAAUUUCUGUACACAUUGUUUGACUAAAUAUAUAUACAUAUACAUGGAUAAUGAUAUAUAUAUAUUUACACCUGCAUACUUCCCACUUUAAUGUACUGUGAGGAGUCAUGAGCCAACCCACCAGCUGAAUCCCCCCGCCCGCUACCUUCCACCUUUUGAGAAAUGAUGCCAUGCUGUUUGUUGUUCACUUUCAUACCGAUUUUAUACGUGACAUCAGGACUGAAAACUGUCGUUUCCCUUCUUCUUCGUGUCCCCGUAAUGAGUUUAAGCGCCCGCUUCUAGCUUCAAACUUGCGUUUUGUUUUUGUUUUUUUAAGCCCUGUUAAAGUUGUCUUCUUCUGUUAACAACGUCAUCUCUUUAUUUUUGUUGAUGUUGUAUUUUAGUUGGGUAACUUCCCCCCCCCCACGUAAAGAAAACAUGUCUCUUCCUCUGCAGUCAUGCUCAUUUUUCUUUUCUUCAUCUCUCUCGGACACUGAGCAAUAAUUCCUGUCCACCGCUAACCCGACACCGACACAAGCAUCUCUCAGCUUCGCCUUCUCUCCGCAUCGCAUCCUAGCUCACCUCCGUUAACUAAGCUAACGUUAGUUGACGUCUGCACUAAUGCGUGUCUCACAAUCUGAUCCAGUGCAAUGUUUCCACUCGCUCAAUUUCCUCUGACUCAUAUUUAUCUACCUUUUAUUUCUCAGAUGGAAGAUUGUUGUUUUGAGAAAAAAAAAAUAUAUAUAUAUACAUAUAUAUAUUUCUGUUGAUAUAAUUGUUAGUAUUAAUACUACUCUUGACAUUGAUGUUGUUUAGCCUCCUUGUUUUUCAGAUUUAAGCAUGAUUUCUUUGACAGAAUGAAAAGCUCUUUGCAGUUAUUUUCUUUUUUUUUUUUCCUUUUUUUGUUUUGUUUUCGCAAAGUUGUCGAUAAUUCUUUUUGCUUCUGUUCAACUUAGCAUGAUUAAUAUGAGUGUUUUUACUUUAGAAAUCAAUCCAGAUGUCUGUAGUCUCUCCUCAUAGCUCUAUGUUUGCCUUCUUUUAAAGAUGGCUGUAUGAAUGUAAAAGGUGUUGACAAAACGAGUUGGAUGGUGUUGUCCAAUACUGUGGUUAACCCAAUCGAUUUGUUUACUGCAGACCAAACGAUUCACAACAGAGAUGAUAUAUUGGUUACAAGAGAUAUGUUUAUAUAGACCUAUUCUAUAAGUUGUUCUUUUUGUACAGUAUUUUUCCUAUACAUUACUGAACUAUGUAUUUUAAAGGCACAACAGAUCCAGAAAAUAAUUAAAGAAUACAAAUGUAUAACUCAAAGACAAAUGCAUAUAGUGGUAUUUUGAUAUUCUGUAACAGGUAGGAUGUGGUAGAUUUACAGAGAUUUGUGGACAUCCAGCGGCACCCAAAAAGCUCCCGGGCAUUAUUAGUAUCGUUAUUAUUAUGACACUCUGGCUUGUGUAGGUGCCACGUUUAGGCUCCCAUAUUAAUCUCAUGUAACUCAAAAGAAGCAGAUGGUGUAAAUGUGGUUCAGAAGAGAGACUUGGGCCCGCACGCGCUCACCACGGUCAGCGUCACGGCCUCCCCGGGGAUCCGAAGCUGCCCCUGAGCAAGCUUUUAAUUGAAUUUCCUGCUACAUAAUGAAACUCUUCACACAGCUCGUUGGUUUUCUUCUUCGAUGGGAUGAAGUUACUAUGAAGGAAGGGAAAUCUGUCGCUGGUUACUCUUGCUGCUCUGUGUGAUUGGUUCCUUUGGCCAAUGCACUUGUAGCGUGUCCCGAACCUGAGUGAUGGACACUGAGAAGCUUUUUUUUUUCUGCUUCUUCUUCUUUAAACAAAGGCUGACAGUGAAGAUCUACAACGUUGUUGUAGUGUAGAAAUUUCCUGGCAUUCAGUCCAAUGCUGAAGCUUCAGCUCAUUUGUAUGGAGGUUCAGAUGUGCCAGCAUUAAAAUGAAAUUAUUUAUGGAAUUGGUUAACACCUGAUUUUGUUUCCUCAUAUCUGUGAUUUGAAUAUAACUUUGCAGAUUUUUUUCUGCAAUGGAUCACUUGGUAACAAAAUCACCACUUUUUUCCUCCUUAUCCUGGUUUUUCUACACGUAAUAAAUUCAGUUUGUGGUUUUAUGUGCUGGAGUAUUGGAGAUGAUAUUCCCAAAUAUGGAAUUAUUCAUGUAAUCCAGCAUGUAUGGCAUUUUCCACAUGAAUAAUGUUACAUUCCCGCAUUUUUAACACAACUCACAUUUUUGUUGACAUAAAAAAAAAAGGUUGAAGUCUAAUUUAUCUAUUUGCAUUUUGAAAGUAAGUAAAUCUUCAUAAUUGGUAAACAGAACUUUGAUUUGAGUAAAUGAUUUUAUUUUCUGACUGGCAUCCCUGGACUUGUUAUCUUUGUGGUGACGUGUUGAAAUUUUAGUCGGGAAUUUCCAUUUUGGAAGAAAAAAGGAACGACCCCAAAAAAGGCCGAUAUCCGCCCAGUAAAACAAAACUCACACAUUCCAGCCUCAGCACCAGAGUCUGUUGAACGUAAUCUAUCUGAUCCAAAGGUGUGCGCGAUGUAAAAUGAUUAUUUUGUAACUGUAAACUAUCAUCUCAGUGCUUUAGCGCUUUAGACGUUUCCUUCUCCAUCUUAGCUGCACAGGCACACGGGAGAGCGUAAACAGAGACUGGAACGAUGCCUCCUCUCCGGAGCACCUUUCUAUGAAAUCGUAUGCCGUGCGUGUAUAUAUAAAUACAGGAAAAAGCCAAUAAUGAAUCCACAUGUAUCCCAAAAUGACCUCACUGUCAAGUGAUUUCACUACCUCACCCGGAAAUGUUAACCAUAAUCCUGAGUCUAUUCCAGUGCCUUGAAUACACCGACUGUUUCCCAGUCUCUCAGCAAUGUAAAGUUUUCAUCGCAGCACCACUUGGAUAGGUUCAGAUCUGCACUAAAGGGCUUCUUAGUGCAUCAAAAUAUCUCCACAUUAUAUACACUAAUAACUCUCUCAUUUCUUAUUUUGGACAUUACACCAGAAUUGUAACCAUUGUAUUCAUGGCAACACCAAAAAACUGUUUCAGAGUGUGCGGCUUACAGGAGUACUCGGUCUUGCUUGUCAUGGAAUGGAUGCAUAACAUUUACUUGUGCUGUUCAGCCUCAGCCUCUCUGUCUCUGUACAUUGUAGUGUCUAAUAAAAUCCCAGUGCUUUUC
Oreochromis niloticus (Nile tilapia) is the source of this 4566-nucleotide messenger RNA. It is a transcript of the gene hlfa, whose product is annotated as HLF transcription factor, PAR bZIP family member a. Gene Ontology annotation, biological process: regulation of transcription by RNA polymerase II. Gene Ontology annotation, molecular function: DNA-binding transcription factor activity, RNA polymerase II-specific; RNA polymerase II cis-regulatory region sequence-specific DNA binding. Bases 262 to 1167 code for a protein of 301 amino acids. The record is from RefSeq and is a predicted model, not a curated record. Lineage: Eukaryota; Metazoa; Chordata; Actinopteri; Cichliformes; Cichlidae. Gene Ontology annotation, cellular component: nucleus. The transcript is spliced from 4 exons.